Messenger RNA from Daucus carota subsp. sativus, 2829 nucleotides. RefSeq names its product putative chloride channel-like protein CLC-g. Bases 179 to 2491 code for a protein of 770 amino acids. Lineage: Eukaryota; Viridiplantae; Streptophyta; Magnoliopsida; Apiales; Apiaceae. The record is from RefSeq and is a predicted model, not a curated record. Gene Ontology annotation, cellular component: intracellular membrane-bounded organelle; plant-type vacuole membrane. Gene Ontology annotation, biological process: chloride transport; transmembrane transport. Gene Ontology annotation, molecular function: voltage-gated chloride channel activity. The transcript has 7 exons.
GGCUCCCAAGUGUUACUGUAAUUAAUUAACGUUGUUGUUGUUCUCCGACUUGAAGAACUCAACAAGAAGCAGCAGCAGACUCUUUUUGUUCUCCCCGACCACACUAAGCUCACAUUACUCAUAAUGUUUGGCCUCUAAUUACUUUAAUUUAGUUAUUAGUAGUAAUCACAUCGGAGUCAUGUCUACCGCCGACGUGAACGGAAACGAGGAUUACGUCACCCAGCCACUCCUGCUCCACCGAUCACCUUCCAACCUCACCUCUCAAGUUGCCAUCGUCGGCUCCAAUCUCUGUCCUAUCGAAAGCCUCGACUAUGAGAUAAAUGAGAAUGAGUUGUUCAAGGAAGACUGGAGGAGUAGAGGCAAAGUACAGUUUGUUCAAUAUGUGUUCAUGAAAUGGAUACUUUGUUUGUUGAUCGGAUUCAUUGUUAGUGCUAUUGCUUUCUGUAACAAUCUUGCUGUCGAGAAUCUCGCUGGCAUGAAGUUCGUUGUCACUUCCAAUAUGAUGUUAGCUCAAAAGUUUGCGUCGGCCUUUGCUGUGUUUGCUGCUUCCAAUUUUGGUCUUACCUUGUUUGCUUGUUUAAUUACUGCUUUUAUUGCUCCCGAAGCUGCCGGUUCUGGCAUUCCUGAAGUUAAGGCUUACUUGAAUGGCGUUGAUGCUCCAGCUAUUUUCUCUCUCAAAACACUUCUUGUUAAGAUAGUCGGUAGCAUUGCUGCUGUCUCGUCAUCUCUUCACGUUGGAAAGGCAGGACCAAUGGUGCAUACUGGAGCAUGCAUUGCUGCAAUCACAGGUCAGGGAGGGUCUAAGAAAUAUAAAUUAACAUGGAGAUGGUUACGAUAUUUCAAGAACGACCGAGACAGGAGAGAUCUUGUCACAUGUGGCUCUGCUGCUGGGAUGGCUGCUGCUUUUCGUGCCCCGGUUGGUGGUGUGCUGUUUGCUCUUGAAGAAAUGGCAUCUUGGUGGAGAAGUGCACUUGUAUGGAGAUCUUUCUUCACAACAGCUGUUGUCGCCAUUGUGCUCCGGGCAUUAAUUGAUAUCUGUUUGAGCGGCAGAUGUGGACUAUUUGGAACUGGGGGUCUUAUAAUGUAUGAUGUGACCUCCGCUAAUGUAACUUAUCAUCUUUCUGAUGUUCCUCCGGUUCUUCUUCUUGGAGUCAUAGGAGGUAUUUUGGGGAGUUUGUACAAUUAUAUUUUGGAAAAGGUACUCCGGUUGUACAAUCUGAUUAAUGAAAAAGGCAUUGCUUAUAAGAUACUUCUUGCUUGCUCGAUUUCCAUUCUUACAUCCUGUCUUCUGUUUGGAUUACCGUGGCUUGCAUCUUGCCAGCCUUGCCCUGCUGAUGCAUCAGAACCUUGCCCAACAAUUGGUCGAUCUGGUAAUUACAAGAAGUUUCAGUGUCAACCUGGUCAUUACAAUGAUCUUGCAAGCCUCUUUUUUAACACAAAUGACGAUGCAAUCAAAAACUUAUUUAGUAAAGACACCGACGCUGAAUUCCAACACACAUCAAUUAUCUUAUUUUUCAUCACCUGCUUCUUCCUCAGUAUCUUUAGUUAUGGAAUCGUCGCUCCUGCUGGUCUCUUUGUUCCCGUAAUUGUGACCGGCGCUUCUUAUGGACGCUUUGUUGGAAUGUUGGUUGGUUCACAUUCAAAUUUAAACCAUGGUCUUUUUGCGGUCCUAGGUUCCGCUUCAUUUCUUGGGGGAUCGAUGAGGAUGACUGUUUCAUUAUGUGUCAUUAUCUUAGAAUUAACCAAUAAUCUUCUGUUGUUACCGCUGAUAAUGAUUGUCCUUCUGAUUUCUAAGACAGUAGCUGAUGCGUUCGAUGAAAAUAUAUAUGAUCUUAUUAUGAAGUUAAAGGGCUUCCCAUAUCUAGAAACUCAUGCUGAACCAUACAUGAGACAGUUGACAGUUGGAGAUGUUGUCACAGGUCCACUACAGCUCUUUCAUGGCAUUGAGAAGGUUGGUAAUAUAGUACAUGUUCUGAAGACUACAGGGCAUAAUGGUUUUCCUGUGAUAGAUGAAGCUCCAUUUUCUGAAUCCCCUGUAUUAUUUGGUCUGAUCCUUCGUGCUCAUCUUAUGACAUUGUUAAAGAAAAAAGCUUUCUUGCUUACUCCUGUGCGAACAGAUAUUAGUGCUUUCAAGCACUUCUCAGCAAAUGAUUUUGCCAAGAAAGGUCUUAGCAAGCGUGACAACAUAGAAGAAAUUAAGUUGACUGCAGAAGAGAUGGAGAUGUAUAUCGACUUGCAUCCGUACACCAAUGCUUCACCUUAUACUGUUGUGGAGUCGAUGUCAUUAGCGAAGGCACUCAUACUUUUUCGAGAAGUUGGUCUGAGACAUCUGAUGGUGAUACCCAAGAUAUCCGGCAAAUGGCCAGUGGUGGGCAUAUUGACAAGGCAUGAUUUCAUGCCAGAACAUAUACUGGGUCUGCACCCGAUGUUGUCAAGUAGCAGGUGGAGAAGAUUAAGGAUCAACUUCUCGCAAACGGACAGAAGGGUUUAGUGGCGCCUCAGCCUGAGAGCUCAGUAUAGGGGUUCACUUGUGACCAAAUUUGUGCACAAAGCUUUACAUCAUUAACCUUAAAGGGCCAGAUGAAGAUUCUAUUGUGAAUUUACUUGUAGAAUACAGAAUAGAAAGAUGAUAGAGAUGUUAAGAUUAUCACAACUUUUUCAUAAUUACAACUCUUUAGUUAAGAUUUUUACCUUUUUUAAGUAAAUAUUUUAGCUAGCUACAAUUUCUGUAUUUUAGCUAGCUACAAUUUCUGCCACAUCGAAUUUGAUUUUAGAAUGCUAGAUCUAUGUAGACCUGCAAGUACAUAUUCUGUCCUUGCGUUCUUACCA